UAGGAUUAAAUCCCGAAACCUAUGGCCUUGAACAGGUGGAGAAAGUGGGCUUGUUUAUGCAAUUGAAACUAGAAUCUCACGGAGGAGUGGUUGGAUCUGAUUCCGGGCUGUUAGCUAAUGUAGAUGAUAGAGUAAAAUCAAUUAUAACCAAAAAUCUUCUCGGUCUCGCCAGCGAUCCAACUAAAACGAUCGAAGAAUACGGAACUGAACAUUCUUUUCGCACCUAUAAAGAGGGGCGAAUUUGA
Messenger RNA from Botrytis fragariae, 245 nucleotides. RefSeq lists its product as uncharacterized. Bases 57 to 245 code for a protein of 62 amino acids. The transcript is spliced from 2 exons. The record is from RefSeq and is a predicted model, not a curated record. Lineage: Eukaryota; Fungi; Ascomycota; Leotiomycetes; Helotiales; Sclerotiniaceae.